AAGGUAAGGUAAGGUAAGUAAGGUAGGUUAGGAUUGCCUUCACUGCUGAUACAGUACCUACAGUUAAUCGUCGCUUCCAGACCUGCACGCCCAGCAAGGGUACCGCCCAGUAUCCGUACCUCGCGGAAUCUAUGCAAUAUGUCAACUGAGAGGAAAGGAGGUAACGUAGCCAUACACGAAAUAUCUACGUACCCAGGAGUAAGGUGUCGUCUCCGUACGUACCUUUCUACCGUACAGACCAGAGCAAGGUCGUCGACACCAACCGGGUGGCACCCACAUCGUCUUCCCUCGCACUGCAUCUGCAUUGCAUGGCUCCUCAAUACCACGUUGAUCUCGGACUGGGCUGCGUUUGUUCUUUUGUCAUUCUCGGACUCGGAGGAUGACACGCCCUUGACGCAGCAUCACUUGGUUCUGUGCCCCAUCCUCCCGCGGAAGACCUCUGAGAGGCGCGUGGGCGUCGCGCAGCCAUCGACAGGACACCCUCAAGGCCAGAAGAGCAAGCGACGAUAUCGUCAUCGUCAUUGUCUAUUCGUCAGGAUACAGAGAAACCGAGCUCCAACGACUAUCCGCGGUAUGCCGCCGCCCGCCCGCCCGUCUAUUCCUUCUCGCCCUGGCGGGCCGUUCCAAGCCUCAAGUUCUCAGAAGCAAGAACUCAUUUCAGCUCAAACGAGAUUUGUGCAUCUCCAAUUCGACCUUAUUUUGAUGCCUAAAGGCAGGCUUGUCGCGAUCAACCCUCCAACCCCAACCUCUUUCCUUAAUCAGAUGGACUCGAUAGACGUUAGACCCGACAUCGUUAGGGACGCCUACGGCCUACCAACGUCUUCCCUACAAGUUAGGACCCGUCCUAUUUCCAUCGCGGCUGUGUCGAACAUGGGGGGAGGGGUGAAGGCGGGGGCAGCUAGACCACACACCACACCACGGUGACCACACACCACCAGCAUUUUCCCUUUCUCCAAUAAGUACGUACCUUGCCU
This is a messenger RNA of Colletotrichum acutatum, 974 nucleotides long. RefSeq lists its product as uncharacterized. Lineage: Eukaryota; Fungi; Ascomycota; Sordariomycetes; Glomerellales; Glomerellaceae. Bases 139 to 924 code for a protein of 261 amino acids. The transcript has 3 exons. The record is from RefSeq and is a predicted model, not a curated record.